Messenger RNA from Plasmodium reichenowi, 398 nucleotides. Its product is annotated as exported protein (PHISTc). The transcript has a single exon. The annotation marks the transcript as partial. Lineage: Eukaryota; Apicomplexa; Aconoidasida; Haemosporida; Plasmodiidae. The record is from RefSeq and is a predicted model, not a curated record.
AUUCAAAUAACAUAAUAAACGAAGAGGAAUUAGAUCUUAUUGAAUUAAUACAAAAUGAAAUGGAUUCUAAUUCAUAUAAUGUAUUAACAGAAGAAGAUGUACAAAAUAAUAAUUCGUCAUAUAAUAAUGAAGAACUUAAUAAUAAUAAUAUUAGUUCAACAAGUGAGAAUAAUGUUAAUACGUAUGAAUUACCUAAUGAAGAAUUACAUAAUAAUUCUGAUAGAUUAAAUGGUGCAGAUGUAGUAAAUAUGAACUUAUAUUUUAAUGGAGAUAUGUAUAGUUCACUUGGGAAUUUAGAAGAAACGAUAGAAACAAUAAAUGAAGAACAUCAAGAUAACGAAGAUGAUGAAGAAGAAUUUGAAAAGAUGUUAAAUGAAUUAAAAAAUAAUGGAUCACUU